Molecule: messenger RNA, 327 nt
Organism: Penicillium egyptiacum
Lineage: Eukaryota; Fungi; Ascomycota; Eurotiomycetes; Eurotiales; Aspergillaceae
Source: the annotation of a GenBank genome assembly
AUGGGCUGGUUCAGUGAUGAUUCCGACCAGGCCCAGGCCUACAACAGCUACAACGACCAGACAGAGCACGAUCCUUCCAUAAUCCAUGAGCUGAUCGCCGGUGCUGCUAGCUACGAGGCAGCCAAGGCCUAUGAGAACCACGUCGCUGAGAACGGCGAACCUGACAGCCACGCAAAGGCCAAGGAAAUCCUUGCUGGAUUUGCUGGUGCCUUUGUCGACCGUGAGGUUGAGACCAAGGGAUUGGACUUCCUUGAUGCGGAGCAGGCCAAGUACCAGGCCAGCCAGCAGGUCCAUGAUGCGUAUGAUUCCAAUGGAAAUCAGUUUUAG